GGUGGGAGCAGCUUCUGAACGUGGCCAACGGGCUGCAGCACUGACUCCACCGCGAGCCUGUCAAACACAAGCAACACAGCCAACAUGGCGGACUGGGACGCUGACAACUUCGAGCCGGAGGAGCCGAUUAAAAAGGCGGCAGGGCUGGACAAGUGGGAAGGCGAAGACGAAGAUGAAGACGUUAAGGACAACUGGGAUGAUGAGGAUGAAGAGGAUGAGAAAAAAACAGAGGUGAAGAAAGCAGGUGUGUAUUCACUGUGGAUUCUAAACCAGAAUGCAUUGUGGGUGAUUAGUGGCUGCAAAUUCAAAUACUUUCUUAUUUCUAUAUUUUUUUCAGAGAUGAAAGUUUCUGAAAAGAAGAAGUUGAGUGAAAAGAUCAAAGAGAAGGAAAACCGGCUAAAGAAAAAACAGCAGGAGCUAAAAGAGAUGGAGACACAGGAAGAAGAUCUCACUCCUGAAGACCAACUCGCAGAAAAGUUAAGAGUGAAGAAAUUACAGGAAGACGCAGACCUGGAACUAGCAAAAGAUGCAUUUGGCGUCAGCAGCACCUCAAACAGUGUCACUGGGAUUGAUGCCAUGUGUCCAUCUUCCAAAGAAGACUUCACAGAGUUCGAAAAAGUGCUGAAAGAAAAGAUAACCCAGUUUGAAAAAUCUGUGCAUUAUUCAAGUUUCUUGGAUUCGUUGUUUCGGGAACUUUGUAUUUCAUUGGAAGUAGAUGACUUGAAGAAAAUCAGUAAUUCCCUGUCAGUUCUACUUAGUGAAAAACAGAAACAAGAAAAACAAAACAAAGGAAAGAAGAAGAAGAAAGGUGUUGUACCUGGAGGCGGUUUGAAAGCACAGAUGAGAGAUGACCUUGACUAUGCAGAGUUUGACGGCGGCUACGCCCAAGACUAUGAGGACUUCAUGUGACACUGGCUCCAUCGCCACGGCCCUUUCCCCCUCCCCACCCUCAGAAAUGCAGCUGUACAUUCUAAUGCUGUCCAGUGCCAUCCUGGAGAAUCUGAACUAUAUGUUGCCCCCUUCAUUUUGCUUCAGUGACCAGAGGGACUCUACCAGGAAGCAUCCAGUCUCACCACUCUAUGUUCUUACAUAUGGAAUUGCCUUUUCUCUGUCUCAUUCAGCCUCGACUCUCUCUCACACACACACACACACACACACACACACACACACACACACACACACACACACACACACACACACACACACACUCACACUCGUGACACCUGUUGGGUAACCCAGCUUCAAUGGAAAAUACACGGUAACUGCUGUUGUUGGAGUUUUGCGGGGCUAAUUUUUUUAUUAAAUGCUGCUCCUGUCAAAAUGCCAGAUACAGUAUUGCAGUUAUAAGUGUAGUGACAUAGAAACAUGAGGUUCUAUGCAAAUUCUCUAACCAGAAUGUCAUGUAUAUAUAUUAUAGGUCUCACUGACCUGUGGAGGCUUCCCUCACAGGAAAGUGUAUAUAGUAUCUAUAACUUUGGUUGCCAAAUGCAGAACAAUUAUUCAGUACAUCCUUCAUCUUUAUCUCUGGAAAGGUUGCAUUUUAGGUGAUUUGAGACUGACUCAUCAUGUAAGUAGUAGUUAUAAUUUUACAGAGAGCACAUGACAUUCACUGUAAGAUAAAAGGGAUAGACAAGUAUAAUAAAUGUGACUUUAAAACCUCACAGCCAUUCUCUGAUACAUCUCUGGAAUAUCCUUGAAAAUACAGAGCAAAGAGUGCUUAUAGGUAUUUUUUGUGCAUGACAAAAAUGUAAUUUACUAAUUUGAUUUCUACUAAUGCAGAAAACGUACGGAUCAGGCAAGUGGACUAACUUGCUCUAACUGGUCUCCUAAUCAUUGCUUCUGCAGGCUUGUAUCAAGUGUGAUGAGGAGCGGGGGCUUCUGGGCUUCACCCCACCAUGUCUUCAUAUGGGCUACAGGUAGUCGAAAGGGGCCUGUUUCUCCUUUUCUUCUCCAGCAAUUGACCAGUUUCAAUGUUACAUGGACAAUUGGAUACAUUCAAUGUGGGGACAGCAUCUGCAGUGUUUUAUAAGCAUCUAAUUUAAUAAAUCACUGGUCAAAAGGA
This is a messenger RNA of Stegastes partitus (bicolor damselfish), 2062 nucleotides long. It is a transcript of the gene eif3jb, whose product is annotated as eukaryotic translation initiation factor 3, subunit Jb. Gene Ontology annotation, molecular function: translation initiation factor activity. NCBI's taxonomy places the organism in Eukaryota, Metazoa, Chordata, Actinopteri, Pomacentridae. The transcript has 7 exons. The coding region runs from base 85 to 909 and encodes 274 amino acids. The record is from RefSeq and is a predicted model, not a curated record. Gene Ontology annotation, cellular component: cytoplasm; eukaryotic translation initiation factor 3 complex.